UAACGUGGGAGGUGGGUCCCAAUACAACGAUAGGAGAAUCAGAUCAGACCCAUUAAAUCGUCUCAUUAAUUUCUUCAUUCCAAGAAACGGAAUCUGUAAUUAUUGCCGUCUUAAAAUCCCUCUAUUUUCUCUCUCGCACGUGCUACGAUUGCCGGCGAAGCCUGGCAUUUCCAUUUCCCAACCCUCGCACGUGCGUCCAAAACCUCGGUGGUCUCUCCUAUAAGUAACGUGCCUCAUUUUUUCCUUCUUAAGACAGGACUUUUAUUGAUCGGCUUAAGCCCUCAUCUCUGUUGCUCAUUUGACCAUGUCGUCGAUUAAAACCAUUAAAGUCAGCAAUGUUUCUUUAGGAGCAACUGAGCAAGACAUCAAAGAGUUCUUUUCCUUUUCUGGUGAUAUUGAAUAUGUUGAAAUGCAGAGCGAUACUGAGCGGUCACAAAUUGUAUAUGUUACCUUCAAGGAUUCUCAAGGAGCAGAAACUGGUGUUCUUCUUUCGGGAGCAACAAUAGUUGAUAUGUCUGUCAGUAUUACUUUAGCUCCAGACUACAAGCUGCCUCCUGCUGCUUUUGCAUCGCUUCAUGCUACUCAAAAUAAAACUCCCGGUGGUGCUGAUUCUGUUAUUCGAAAGGCAGAGGAUGUUGUCACUGGAAUGCUUGCUAAGGGCUUUAUCUUAGGCAAAGAUGCAGUCAACAAGGCAAAGACCUUUGAUGAGAAGCAUCAGUUAACAUCAACAGCCUCAGCUAAGGUAUCAUCUUUUGACAAGAAAAUUGGGUUCACUGAGAAGAUCAGUGCUGGUACUACUGUCGUUAGUGACAAAGUACGAGAAGUGGAUCAGAAAUUUCAUGUUUCAGAGAAAACCAAAUCAGCAUUUGCUGCUGCUGAGCAAAAGGUCAGCAGUGCAGGAUCUGCCAUAAUGAAGAACAGGUAUGUAUUCACUGGAGCUUCAUGGGUAACAGGUGCUUUCAACAAGGUUGCAAAAGCAGCAGGAGAUGUUAGCCAGAAGACAAAAGAAAAGGUGGUAGUGGCUGAAGAGGAACGAAAAAGAAAAGUGAUCGAUGACUUUGCACAGAUUCAUCUAUCUGAGUCCCCUAAAGCUUCUGCACCAAGUGAACAACCUUCCAAGCAUACACCAGCACAAGGAUUGAUUCUUUGACUUGCUUCAUCUGUAAAUAAUUGUGAAAUUUUGGAAUUGGAUUCUGUGGAAAUGCUGAAUGUGGGGCAAAUCUAUCCCAUAGCAUUUCAUAUAAUUAACCAUCUUCUCGGCCAGAAUGUUGAAUGAAUUGAAAUUUACGUUGUUGUUGGUGAUUCCUUUUAGUUUUUAGCUUCUCAUGGCAAGCCUGUCCUUGAAAAUAAACAUUUUAUUUGCUAAAUAUUUAAUAAAGAAACGUCGCCCACGAAACUGAUUAACUGAGUCGACAUAAAACCUCAAUUUCAGUAACCCACGCCUCCCUUAAGCCCCCCACCCAACUCUGCCUCUUCUGCAAAUACUGGACAUAGCUAUGUUGAUCCAUCGCACACCAUCCAACAAAACCCUCCACCUCCGCUUCUUCUCCCAAGCCGCUCUCGCACUCGACCAACCAUCAGCAUCACCUUCACCUCUAUUUCCAUUGAGCUACCUCGAAGGCUUCGCCAAGCCCGAUCCGAAAUACGCCAAGACUAUACA
Molecule: messenger RNA, 1660 nt
Organism: Durio zibethinus
Lineage: Eukaryota; Viridiplantae; Streptophyta; Magnoliopsida; Malvales; Malvaceae
Product: binding partner of ACD11 1-like
Molecular function (GO): RNA binding
Source: RefSeq, a predicted model, not a curated record